CUUGCAAAACUGUCAGAGGCGUUAUUCAAAGGAAGAGAGAAUGACCUCCCGAAACAUCUAGUUAUCUGAGCAUAUCGCAGCAACUGAAAGAGCAGAGAAACAAGAGAAAGACAAAGGAGACUGAGAAAAGAAACACGUUUUGAGAUUUUUUUUUUCAUCCGAUUUUUCUGAAUUUACUCGUACACUUGUGAGCAUUGUUGGUCUUAUCGUCAUGACAAGGAAAAGGAGCUUCCUGUUUCUGGCACUCGUCCUCUUCCAAACCCUAUCCCUCUCCCUAUCCCAACGCACAGUCUGCCCAAUAGGAUUUGUGAUGAAUGAGAAUCAGGAUUGCAUUGAACAUGAUGAAUGUGAAAAUGAGGAGGACUAUGAUAAUGGAGGGUUAUGUGGGGAAAAUGCAGUCUGUAAGAACACAUAUGGCAGUUUCUACUGCCAGUGUGCAGAUGGAUUCGGAUCAUCAACAGAGCAAGUGACUUUUACAAAUCCAUCACCUGGGCAGUGCAAAGACAUCAAUGAAUGCCAGUCAAUGAUGAACAUCUGUCCAAAUAAUGCCGAGUGCCACAACUCCUCCCCGUAUUAUUCCUGCAUUUGUGAAAGCGGGUUCCACUCUUCCACUGGGGUAGAAAGUUUUCGUUCUGGUGACAACAUUACAUGCGAAGAUAUUAAUGAAUGCCAAGAAGAAGAAAUCUGUGGUCCAAACGCAUCAUGUAUCAAUACAGAAGGCAGUUUUCAAUGUUUCUGCAACGCUGGCUUCAGAUUAAAAUCUGGAAAUUCUUCCUUCACUGGAAAUAAAGAGCAGUGUGAAGACCUGUGUAAAAUUGAUCUGGCAAUCUGCGGAAAUGGAACCUGCCAUCAAGGAGCUACUGGUCAUUACUGUUCAUGUCCCUUGGGGUUUACAAACUACGGCAACAAUAAAACCCGCUGCACUGAGCUCAGCUGUGACAUUUUUAAAGAUGAAACCAGUCUGAAGAAGACAUUCCCAAUGGUGCAUGGUCACAUCAUUCAACUGAGGAACAGCUGUUUGGACCUCACAGAGAGUGAGACUCCAAAAGAAAAGAAUGAAUACUUACUAGAGUUCCUGAUAUCUUUGAUCGACAAACUGUUGUCCAGUGAAGUCUUCAAUGAUAACAAGAAAGUCUCCCUGUUCCUGAACUUUGUGGAACAUGCUCUGAGGAUCAUAGGACCUUUUGUUACACCUCCAGGGAGAGAAAAGUUGGGGACAUACACAGAAGUGAAAAUGCUGGUUUAUAAGGGGUCUGAAUUGCCUCGAGGACCAACCACUCUAUCUUCCAAGCACGCUAAACUAGACAUUGACCUGGAAGUAGCUGCUGGUGAUCAAUUGUAUUACCCAGGCUUUACAGCAGUUUCCUUGCUGAGUUAUUUCAACCUGGAAAAGUUUGCAAAUAGCUACUUUGGUGGGAUAAAACCCCAGAAGAAUGAACGCUAUCAGAUAAACUCUAAAGUUGUGACUGUCACAGUCAGUAACACAAACACAAGCCAUCUCAAAGAGCCAAUCCGAUUGACCUUGUAUCACCUUGAAAAGACCAACCAAACUUUCCACACCUGUGUGUUUUGGGAUUUCUCAGUGGAAGGAGGGGCAUGGUCCACACGAGGCUGCAAAGUUGUGAUGUCUAGCCCUGAAUACACUGUGUGCUCCUGUCAACACUUGAGCAGCUUUGCUGUCCUAAUGGCCCUUUAUGACACUGAGGAUAAGUUUGACUUGCAGUUGAUUACAUGGGUGGGCCUGUCUCUUUCACUGGUUUGUCUGUUCAUCUGCAUCUUGACGUUCUCUAUGAUCCGCUCCAUCCAAAGCCCCAGAACCACCAUGCACCUGCACCUCUGCAUCAGCCUCUUCAUUGCAAAUCUCAUCUUUCUUGCAGGCAUCUCUAGGACAGAGAACAAGGUUGGGUGUGCAGUGGUGGCAGGAAUGCUGCAUUUUUUCUACCUUUCAGCAUUUUGCUGGAUGUGUCUGGAGGGCAUCCAGCUCUUCAGGAUGGUGGUUCUGGUUUUCAACACCAACUUUAAAACAUUGUACAUGAUGGCAGGAGGCUAUGGAGUCCCAGCAGUAAUUGUUGCUGUUUCUGCAUUGGUUAGUCACAAAGAAUAUGGCACUGACAGACAUUGCUGGCUGAGUUUGGACUUAAUCUGGAGUUUCUUUGGGCCUGCCUGUGUCAUCAUCAUUGUCAACAUUUUCUUCUUUCUAAUCACCGCCUGGAAGUUGGCACAGAAGUUCUCAAGUCUAAAUCCUGACCUAGACAGCCUGCAGAAAAUAAAGGCAUUUACCAUCACUGCUGUUGCCCAGCUGUGCAUACUGGGAACAAUGUGGAUCUUUGGGUGUUUCCAGUUCGAGAAGGGCACAAUUGCCAUGACUUAUCUGUUCACCAUUUUUGGAAGCCUUCAGGGUGUGAUGCUCUUUGUAAUGCACUGUCUACUUUCUAAACAGAUAAGGGAAGAAUAUGGAAACAUCUCGUCUCAACUCUUUGCACCUCGGAAGAAGACCUACUCAGAGUUCAGUUAUUCUCACACAAGAAAACCACAAGGAUCCAAAAGUACCCAGGACACAGGAGAAUCUCAAAUUUAAGGAGCUGAACGAUGAACUGGGACAAAAGUACAGUUGGCUAAAAAACACAACUUAUAGUCACUUUGCUUGCUGCUACUGCCAUGUAUCAUAAUUUGUGGACCAUAUUGAUGAAAUAUUUUAUUUUGUAAAUAGUAUUAUUAAAUAUUGUUUUAUAAAGAUUAAUCUUUUUAGAAUGAAAGAAUACAUUUAAAAUAUAUUUGUUUAGUUAUAAUUUAGCAAUCCAGAAAUGUUGUAUUUUGUCAGUUAAUGAAGCACAAUCCAAUUUAAAACUGAGUUAUUUCAGACUUAUUUUAGAAACUGAUAGACAAUGACAGUCCACAACCUUUUUUGUUGAGGCUUUGUUUUAAAUGGCUGAGAAAAAAAACUUUUUUUAAAUACUUUGAAAUAAAAAAACUGUUUCAUCAGGUGUAUUUGAUGUUUGCCAUAACAUUUAGGCACUUAAUUUAAUGAAAAUAAAAGUCAGAGAAAUAUUAGUGAUAAAACCUCCCUCUCCUUGUCCACAGCCUUUGAAUUGUAUCGAAAAUGAAGACAGAUUUUUACUUUGAAUGAACCAUUUCAUAUAUACAGUAUCAAGAAGCAUGUCCAACAGUCUAAAUGCUUGCUUCCCCAAAUGUGCAGAGAUUUUAUUAAACUAUUUGUGCUUUCAAAGUCUGUUUUAGCAUUGGGGUAAUAUUUCUGCUCAAGAAGUUGUUUGCCACUCACUUGUAAAAGCUAAAUUCCUGUAUUUUUACUUGUCAAAGAUUAAAUAAAUACUUUCUACAACCAAUUUCA
Molecule: messenger RNA, 3349 nt
Organism: Oryzias latipes (Japanese medaka)
Lineage: Eukaryota; Metazoa; Chordata; Actinopteri; Beloniformes; Adrianichthyidae
Gene: adgre5a
Product: adhesion G protein-coupled receptor E5a
Biological process (GO): cell surface receptor signaling pathway; adenylate cyclase-activating G protein-coupled receptor signaling pathway
Cellular component (GO): plasma membrane
Molecular function (GO): G protein-coupled receptor activity; calcium ion binding
Source: RefSeq, a predicted model, not a curated record